Messenger RNA from Varanus komodoensis (Komodo dragon), 1182 nucleotides. Its product is annotated as C-X-C chemokine receptor type 2-like. The coding region runs from base 88 to 1182 and encodes 364 amino acids. The record is from RefSeq and is a predicted model, not a curated record. Lineage: Eukaryota; Metazoa; Chordata; Lepidosauria; Squamata; Varanidae. Gene Ontology annotation, molecular function: C-X-C chemokine receptor activity. The transcript has 2 exons. Gene Ontology annotation, cellular component: membrane. Gene Ontology annotation, biological process: G protein-coupled receptor signaling pathway; immune response; neutrophil chemotaxis.
CUUAGAGAAGAAGGUAGAACUUUGGCAUCACAAUUUUGAGCUGUCUGAAGGAUUAUCCAAAGGCAGGACAAGAGCACUGCCUCCAGCAUGGGAGAAGUAUUCACAUUUGAUGGGAAUUUUGAUGACCUCCUAGAAAACUACAGUUAUUUUUCCACUAUUGAUCCCUCCGGCAUAGACGAAGCUGUCAUUUCUGGAGCAGCACCCUGCAAAUCUGAAGUAGUGACCACUGGACUCAAAUAUGUGACAGCAUUAAUCUAUUGCCUGGUGUGCCUUCUGAGCCUGUUGGGCAACUCACUGGUGGUGCUGGUGGUCACUUAUAACAGGGGAAACCGGUCUGUUACUGAUAUCUAUCUCCUGAACCUAGCCAUCGCUGAUCUUCUCUUUGCCCUCAGCUUGCCCAUAUGGGCCGUUUAUCGAGCUCAUGAGUGGAUCUUUGGCACUGCCAUGUGCAAAAUUGUCUCCACCCUCCUGGAGGUCAACUUCUAUAGUGGCAUCCUCCUGUUGGCCAUUAUCAGCAUUGAUCGCUACCUGGCCAUAGUUUAUGCUACUCGAGCAGCCACUGAGAAGAGGCACUGGGUCAAGUUUGUUUGUGUUGGCAUCUGGCUGUUCUCCUUGCUCCUCUCCCUCCCCAUCAUCUCCUCCCGUGAGGCUUUUCAGUACUCAGAUCCCCCUCAAAUAGUUUGUUAUGAGAACAUUCAGGGAAGCAAAACAUCUGACUGGAGGGUGGUGCUGAGAAUCCUGCCACAGACGUUUGGCUUCAUCAUCCCAUUGAUCAUCAUGCUCUUUUGCUAUGGGAUGACAGUGCACCAGCUUUUCCAGACCAAGAAUAGCCAAAAGAAGAAGGCCAUGAAGGUCAUCCUGGCUGUGGUGCUGUUCUUCCUGGUGUGUUGGCUGCCCUACAAUGUCUCCCUGCUUGUUGAUACCUUGUUGAGGACUGGUGUUAUUGCAGACAGUUGUGAGCGCCGUUCUGUUCUUGAUAGAGCCUUUUUAGGUACGGAGAUCCUGAGCUUCACUCACAGCUGCAUCAACCCCUUCAUAUAUGCCUUCAUAGGGCAGAAGUUCCGAAACAACUUCCUGAAGAUCUUGGUCGCCCGAGGCCUCAUCAGCAAAGAAAUCCUGAUUAGGUACAGAAAGGGAUCUACCUUCUCAUCUACUUCUGGCAACACCUCGACGACCCUUUAA